Messenger RNA from Toxorhynchites rutilus septentrionalis, 1741 nucleotides. RefSeq names its product zinc finger protein 782-like. Lineage: Eukaryota; Metazoa; Arthropoda; Insecta; Diptera; Culicidae. The transcript is spliced from 10 exons. Gene Ontology annotation, biological process: regulation of transcription by RNA polymerase II. The record is from RefSeq and is a predicted model, not a curated record. Bases 138 to 1361 code for a protein of 407 amino acids. Gene Ontology annotation, molecular function: RNA polymerase II cis-regulatory region sequence-specific DNA binding; DNA-binding transcription factor activity.
UUGGAUUCAUUUUGGCAACUAAUUUGAUUCUAUCCAAGUUUGUUUUAUUUGUUCCUGGAAUUCAAAGAUAGUUUUAGAAUUUCUGCGUUAAAAUUGGAUUGUUUUGAGGUUUGAGUUAAUUUCGCUGGAGGAAUGAGAUGGCGUUUGUUAGCAACAACUUUGACCAAUGUAGCUUUUGCUCAGGUAUAUGCAAUGAGGAAUUCCAUCACGUGCUGAUCCCUUCUAACCCGAAGCGGAAACUUAAAACUAUCCUGCAGAAGCUGAACAGUUCUACUUCCCAGUUGAGCAGUUAUCCUACAUGCAAUAAAUGCUACCAAGAGUUAAUAACCGUCCACAACAUUCCCGAGAGCUGUUUCCAACUUUUGCCCAUCAUCAAACCGAUUGAUCACAUCAAGAUGGAACCAGAAUUGAUGAUUGAUGACCACGAUCUUCCGGAUAAAUGUGAAAACACAUUCAAGAGAGACUCAAUAGUGGACUCUGGGCCGAUUGAACAGGACGCCGAAUUGCAAAUCAAAAGAGAAAACGUAGAGGUAUUCUUCAUCAGUGAAAUGGACAAAGGCAAUAUGCCAUUAGUUCCAGAUGCUGGAACAAAUACACUAAGAACAAAAAGAGUACUUCGCAGUGCUUCACAGAAGAAAGUACACACACCUUCAGUACAUCAUGAAUGUAACGAGGGUUUCGCGGAUGAAGGAGAGAAACCGUUUAAAUGUAAAAAGUGUGGAAAAACAUUUAGCUUAAAGUCCAAUCUAAGGACUCACAUUCGAAGCCAUAAGGGUCCCCAUUCUUGUCCACAUUGUUCGAAGGCGUUUGGGGAACUUGGAAUUCUCCGAAAGCACCUUCAAUCUCAUUCGGAUGAACGCCCCUAUUCGUGUCCACAAUGUCCGAAAGCGUUCAAGCUAGCUGCGACGCUCAAAGAGCACAUUCGAACUCAUAUGGGAAAGAAACCGUUCAAAUGCGAAAAGUGUGAAAAAACAUUUGGACUACUAUGCAAGCUUAAACUGCACUUUUUUACUCAUACCGGUGAACGUCCUUUUUCUUGUCCACAUUGUCCGAAGACGUUUUCGCAUCCCACGACGCUUCAGAGGCACAUUCGAAUUCAUACGGGAGAACGUCCCUAUUGUUGUCCACAUUGUCCAAAUGCUUUCAGGGACUCUACAGUACUCCAAAAGCACAUUCGAACUCAUACGGGCGAACGUCCCUAUCCUUGUCCACAUUGUCCAAAGGCUUUUAAGGACUCUACAGUGCUCCGACAGCACAUUCGAACUCAUACGGGUGAACGUCGCUUUUCUUGUCCGCAUUGUCCGGUGGCGUAUAAAUAUUCUAAAAGUCUCAAGCAGCACAUUGAAACUCAUACGGAUUAAUAAAGGAUUAAAAAUGUUUUACCAAAACAAGGUUUUCAGAUUUCUUUUAAUGGCACAGCACUUUUUAUAGCAAAAACAUUUGACGGAGCGCCUACAUUUUUUAAUCAAUAAAACAAGUCCUAUUACCAUUAACAUUACCCAAUUGGGAACAACUAUGGGCCUGAUCACGAACGUCACUUCGCGGUGAAAACGAAGUGAAUUGUAUACAACGUUAUUACGGCUGCUACCGUCUGUGUAGAAUCCGGAAGAAUUCAUCCAUCGUGACAACUUUGAUGAACUCGGUGUUAUUAUGGAUACCACGAUACUGUCACGUCACGGGGAAAAACAAGUGUAUUUGUCACUUGUGUUUUAGAUGGUGAAAGCUAGUCACGCGGAAUGGA